This is a messenger RNA of Symbiodinium sp. CCMP2592, 1581 nucleotides long. Lineage: Eukaryota; Dinophyceae; Suessiales; Symbiodiniaceae. The record is from the annotation of a GenBank genome assembly.
AUGCUCAUCAACAUGGUGGUGGCAACAAACAGCUCAGCACGUGGCAUGUGUGCUGGUUGUGGGUUUCAAACGCUCUGCACAAUCCCGAGGGCUUUCCAACAUCCAGAACUUGGACUUGUGGACACCUUUUCUAUGUUUUAUGACCUCCAGCAGAAAGCCCCCAACAAGGUCCAAGCUGCUGACACUAGGCUUCUUGUGGAUCCCAAACCAUCGCAGCCAGUCGACUCUGCCCCUGCAGCGGACGUUCUGACUCUGCAGGUUGGCAAUCAGGCCCACUUCAGGCCGCGCCUCCGGACGGCAGGCACACUCGAAGUGCACCCUGCUCUUCCCCAAGGUCUCGCACUACAUCCAGAAACCGGUGUCAUUACUGGCACUCCAGUGCUGGCUGUUGAGGACACAAGAUAUUGCAUCAAAGCCACUGUGGCAGAAAUUUUGCUCAAGGUGGAUGCUCAGGAGGACAGUCAAUGCGAGGACGUUUCCAUGUCUAUCAAUGAGGACUUUGCAACGCGGGUGGAUUGCGUGCGUGAGAUUGAGGACAUGCUACCCGAGCCGUGCAAAACAAGGGCCUACGGUGACUGGAUGAUCUGGAUGGUCCAUCGUGCCUGGUUGGAUGAUCCCUCUUUGACGGACCUCAACUUUGGCAACAUGCACAUGCCGCCGCCUCACAUCGAGAGACGCAUUGCUCCCAAGCUGAUGGAAGCUAUGGCAAGGAACACGCACCUGGAGAAGCUGACGCUUUCCAACUCCAACUUGCUCAAGGCAUCCGGAGUUCAGCUGGCCAAUGCUCUACGUGCCAACUCGUCGCUCAAGACGCUGAACCUUGAGAGCAACUGGCUUGACUCCAAUGCCGUCCGCGAGCUUGCUUUAGCCAUCAAGGACAAUCUCAGCAGCAAGAUUGAAUGCUUGCGCUUCUCUCAUCAGAAGCAGAUGGGACAGUUCUUCGGAAGGCCGACGGAGGAAGCAGUGGGGCAAAUGAUGCAGAGCAACGACACCAUCGUGAAGCUUGGCUUUGAAUGCGAUGAUGCGCACUGGCGGAAUGAGAUUGAUCGGGCGCUUUUGCGAAACAACGACUCAUGGAGAAGACGGCAAGCUCCUCCUGACGGAGAGGCUUUGCCAACAGCAGAGGAACGUUCUCUAGGGCGGAUACAUCUAGUGCACCCGCCAGAUGCUUCGGCCAGCGAGGUACUGAACAGCUAUGGCACGUUGUGCGACUACCUGGACCAUAACAAGAAGCUCCCCACAACUUCGCAGCUUCAAAACAGCACGCGCAACAGUGGUCAGCAGAUCACCUAUGCAAAAGCUGCUCCAAUGAUCAAGGAGCUUCGUUCGUGGAUGCUUGAUCAGUCUCUGAACAAGUUGGUGGAAGUCCUCGACACCUUCGAAACUCCGACAUGUGGCAUCCUGCGACAGUGGAGUUCAUGCCAUGAUCAUUGGAUCGUUGAGGUUUGGGUGGAGGAUAGGAGGUGCACAUUCCGUAGUUCGAGAGAACCGCCCACAUCAGUGUCGGACGACUGGGUCAAGUGGCUUCGCGCCAACAGCAACCCCCAUAUUGGACCACCGGAAACUCGAGCUGGUGCAUAG